This is a messenger RNA of Aspergillus neoniger CBS 115656, 755 nucleotides long. Its product is annotated as GNAT family N-acetyltransferase. The record is from RefSeq and is a predicted model, not a curated record. The coding region runs from base 232 to 753 and encodes 173 amino acids. Lineage: Eukaryota; Fungi; Ascomycota; Eurotiomycetes; Eurotiales; Aspergillaceae. Gene Ontology annotation, molecular function: acyltransferase activity, transferring groups other than amino-acyl groups. The transcript has a single exon.
AAAAAAUCCAGCAUAAUUCGACGAGUACAUAUACACUCAAACCUAUAAAUAUACUAUACACUACGCACAAUCCUAUCAUCCAGUCCAGCCAGCUCGCAGGAAUAGGAACAUCAAGAAGAACUACUAAACUUCAUCCAACCCACCCCGCAAAAUCCUUUCAAACCAACAACCCCCAAAGAACAUCUCCAAACAUCUACAUCUACAUCUACACCCAAGAAAAAAAGGAUCAAAAUGCCCCCAACCUACCAAAUAAUCCCCGCCACAACCACCCACCACCUCCUCGGCGCCCGUACCCUCUUCACAGCCUACGCCGCCUGGCUGAACAUCGACCUAACAUUCCAAAACUUCCAGGCCGAGCUAUCCUCUCUCCCCGGGAAAUACAGUCCCCAGGAAGGUGGUGACCUUCUCCUCGCAUACAGCAGCAGCGCAGACCCCUCCUCCUCUCCGCUGGGCUGCGUGGCUCUUCGUCCGCUCCCAGUCAAGGACGAUGAGCGACAGCAACUCUGCGAGGUCAAGCGGCUGUAUGUUGCGCCUGAAGCGCGGAAGAUGGGACUGGGGCGGGCGUUAGUGAGUGCAAUUGUGACGAGUGCGAGGGAAUUAGGGUAUCGGGGGAUGAGACUCGAUACGUUGCGGAGUAUGGAAGGGCCGAUUCGCCUGUAUCGGAGUCUGGGGUUUGUGGAGGUUGGGCCGUAUUAUGAGACGCCUUUGGUGGAGGAGACGGUGUUUUUGGGGUUGGAUUUUGGGGAGGUGUAGAU